Molecule: messenger RNA, 1241 nt
Organism: Wasmannia auropunctata (little fire ant)
Lineage: Eukaryota; Metazoa; Arthropoda; Insecta; Hymenoptera; Formicidae
Gene: msi
Product: RNA-binding protein Musashi homolog 2
Exons: 3
Coding region: 48-1241 (397 amino acids)
Cellular component (GO): cytoplasm
Molecular function (GO): RNA binding
Source: RefSeq, a predicted model, not a curated record
GAAGAGGAUUAGGAAGUGGAACUAGCGGACAUUAGUCGCGACCAUCGAUGGCGGCCGCGAGUUUUCCUCCAAACUUCUCGAACGUCGGUGUACUAGAGAAUUGCGCCGGCAUGGAGGCGACAAACGGCGCGAUCGAGCACGACUUCCACAACCCGUUGGUGCCGAUAAACGGUAGCCACUCAGGCAGCUCCGGCAGGAGUACGCCGAACGGCGGCGACCCGGCGCCGGGCAAGCUCUUCGUGGGCGGUCUCUCCUGGCAGACGAGCAGCGAGAAGCUGCGGGAAUAUUUUAACAUGUUCGGCACCGUCACCGACGUUCUCAUCAUGAAGGAUCCGAUGACGCAGCGUAGCCGCGGUUUCGGCUUCAUCACGUUUGCCGAGCCCGGUAGCGUCGACAAAGUCCUCAAGUGUCCCAUUCACACCCUGGAUGGCAAGAAGAUCGAUCCGAAGCACGCGACGCCGAAGAAUCGCGCGAAACAGGCCAAUCGCACUAAGAAGAUCUUCGUGGGCGGUGUCAGUCAGGACACCAGUAGCGACGAGGUCAAGGCCUACUUCAAUCAAUUUGGCAAGGUGGAGGAGACGGUGAUGCUGAUGGAUCAACAAACGAAACGCCAUCGCGGCUUCGGCUUCGUCACGUUCGAGAACGAGGACGUGGUGGACCGCGUGUGCGAGAUACACUUCCACACGAUCAAGAACAAGAAGGUCGAGUGCAAGAAGGCGCAGCCGAAGGAGGCGGUGCAGCCGGGCGCGCUCGCGCUCGGCAAGCGGGUAGUGCUCGGCGCUCUAGGCGUGCGGCUCGCGCCACAGCCGCCGCUGCCGGUCGCGGCGGCGGCCUCGCAGCUGGUGGCCGCGCAGGCACAAGCGGCGCAGGUGCAGGCGGCCGCGGCCGCGGCGGCGGCCGCGCAGGUGCAGAACGCGGUCGCGGGAUACGGCAAACUGUUCGCUACCGGCGGCUAUCCGGCGCUCGCGGCAUAUCGGUACGCGCCCUAUCCGAUACCGGCCGCGAUGGCGGCGGCGGCUGCCGCGGCGGCGCCCAACGCCCCGACGGCACCGGCGCAGGCACAGGGUGCCGCCGCGGCCGCUGCCGCUGCCGCCGCGGCGGCAUCCUCGCCCGCUGCGGCCGCGGCCGCCGCCGCGGCGCCCGGUAAUCCCUAUCAGGGCUACUCGCUCACCAACGUCGACAUGUCAAGCUUCCAGGGCGUCGAUUGGGGAUCCAUGUACGGGAUGGGGAUGUACGUUUAA